CGGGGAAAGAGCUCCAGCGCCGGGAAGAAGCCGGGAGCUUCCCUGAUGGUGCCGCCGCCUCCGAGUCGGGGAGGAGCGGCGAGGAGGCAGCUGGGCAGGAGCCUGGGUCCGCUGCUGCUGCUCCUGGCGCUGGGACACACGUGGAGCUACCGAGAGGAGCCUGAGGACGGCGACAGAGAGAUCUGCUCAGAAAACAAGAUCGCCACGACGAAAUACCCGUGUCUGAAGCCUACGGGGGAGCUCACCACGUGUUUCAGGAAAAAAUGCUGCAAAGGGUAUAAAUUUGUUCUUGGACAAUGCAUCCCAGAAGAUUACGACGUGUGUGCCGAGGCUCCCUGUGAACAGCAGUGCACAGAUAACUUCGGCCGAGUGCUGUGCACCUGUUAUCCAGGGUUCCGGUACGACCGGGAGAGACACCGGAAGCGCGAGAAACCUUACUGCCUGGAUAUCGACGAGUGUGCCACCAGCAACGAGACGCUGUGCGCACACACGUGCAUCAACACCGUGGGCAGCUACCGCUGUGAAUGCCGGGAGGGUUACAUCCAGGAGGACGAUGGGAGGACGUGCACCAGGGGAGACAAAUACCCCAACGACACUGGGCACGGCGAGAAGUCUGAGAACGCGGUGGAGGCCGGAACCUGCUGUGCCACGUGCAAGGAGCUCCACCAGAUGAAGCAGACAGUGCUGCAGCUGAAGCAAAAGAUUGCCCUGCUCCCCAACAGUGCUGCCGACCUGGGCAAGUACAUCACAGGCAACAAGGUGCUGGCCUCAAACGCCUACCUUCCGGGACCUCCUGGGCUGCCUGGGGGCCAGGGCCCUCCAGGCUCACCAGGACCAAAGGGGAGCCCAGGCUUCCCCGGUAUGCCGGGCCCCCCUGGGCAGCCCGGCCCGCGGGGCUCAAUGGGACCCAUGGGACCAUCUCCUGAUCUGUCCCACAUUAAGCAAGGCCGGAGGGGCCCUGUGGGUCCACCAGGUGCGCCAGGAAGAGAUGGCUCUAAGGGGGAGAGAGGAGCUCCUGGACCCAGAGGGUCACCGGGACCCCCUGGGUCUUUCGACUUCCUGCUCCUUAUGCUGGCUGACAUCCGCAAUGACAUCGCCGAGCUGCAGGAGAAGGUGUUUGGGCACCGGACACACUCUUCAGCAGAGGAGUUCCCUUUACCUCAGGAAUUUUCCAGCUAUCCGGAAACCAUGGAUUUUGGCUCAGGAGAUGAGUACCCAAAAAGAACCAAGAUGAGGGACUUGGGACCCACAAGAGACUUUUACCCUUAGCACAUCCCGUCAUCAUCAUGCCAAAGGAGGAGAAAAGAGUGUUUUCACCUGCAGUUAAAUCAUAUACAGAGAAAGAAAAAAAAAAAAAACAACCCAACCCACUGGAGACUUAGAAAAGAUACAUCUUUAAUAUCUUUCACUCUUUUCCUGCCUUUUUCCCUCCUGCUCUUCUUCUAAAUAAUAUUUUCAGAGUCCCCUGCCAGAGACAUGAGGGAGUAAGUCACUCAUCCCUGCUUCCCUCCAAGAGCCAGC
This is a messenger RNA of Neomonachus schauinslandi (Hawaiian monk seal), 1521 nucleotides long. It is a transcript of the gene CCBE1, whose product is annotated as collagen and calcium binding EGF domains 1. Bases 46 to 1269 code for a protein of 407 amino acids. The transcript is spliced from 11 exons. Gene Ontology annotation, molecular function: calcium ion binding. Lineage: Eukaryota; Metazoa; Chordata; Mammalia; Carnivora; Phocidae. The record is from RefSeq and is a predicted model, not a curated record.